Messenger RNA from Balearica regulorum gibbericeps (East African grey crowned-crane), 534 nucleotides. NCBI's taxonomy places the organism in Eukaryota, Metazoa, Chordata, Aves, Gruiformes, Gruidae. The record is from RefSeq and is a predicted model, not a curated record.
AUGAAUCAGAACACAACUGAAUCUGCUGUGGCUGUGGAGACCUUAGAUGAUGUACCUGAGCAUGUGCUUAGGGGGCUUCCUGAGGAUGUGAGGCUCUUCCCAUCUGCUGUUGACAAGACACGGCUUGGUGUCUGGGCAACAAAAUCAAUUCUAAAAGGCAAGAAGUUUGGACCAUUUGUGGGUGACAAGAAAAAAAGAUCUCAAGUUAAGAGCAAUGUAUACAUGUGGGAGGUGUAUUACCCAAACUUGGGAUGGAUGUGUGUGGAUGCAACUGAUCCAAAGAAAGGCAACUGGCUGCGGUAUAUAAACUGGGCACGGUCAGGAAAGGAGCAAAACCUGUUUCCUCUGGAGAUCAACAGGACCAUAUACUACAAAAGUUUAAAGUGUGAGGGUGUGUCACAUCAGAAAUGCCGUUACCUGCAGGCUUGUUCUGCACAAAGCCUUGCUGCUCUGUCUCUUCGGGCCAGGAUAGAAGCAGCAGCUCUGAGUACUUUUGGGCUUGGGUGUCGCACAAAGCCGGGUGCUGGGACCUGA